Messenger RNA from Brachypodium distachyon (stiff brome), 880 nucleotides. RefSeq names its product pectinesterase inhibitor 28. The record is from RefSeq and is a predicted model, not a curated record. The coding region runs from base 50 to 664 and encodes 204 amino acids. The transcript has a single exon. Gene Ontology annotation, molecular function: enzyme inhibitor activity. Lineage: Eukaryota; Viridiplantae; Streptophyta; Magnoliopsida; Poales; Poaceae.
CGUCGAUGUACGAGAGCACUAAAAAGUUAAGAGCAAGAAGAAGGAAUAGAUGGCGGCCUGGCAUGCUGCUCUGCUCCUGCUCCUGCUGCUCUCCGUAUCUGCAGCCGCAGCAGCAGCAAGGACGAUACGGGCUCAGCGUGGCAAGCCCAACACCACAGGCGCCUGCAGCAAGCCGGUAUUAGUGCGUGCCCUUGUGCAGUCCACCUGCAACUCCACCACGUACUACGACGUCUGCGUGUCCGCCCUGGCGGCCGACCCGUCCAGCUCCACCGCCGACGUCCGCGGCCUCUGCGCCAUCGCCGUCUCCGCCGCAGCCGCCAACGCCUCUGCCACUGCGUCUGCAGAGCAGCAGCAGCAGAAGCCGGGCGUGCUCGAGCAACUACUCCUGCGGGCGUGCUCGAGCAAGUACGGCGAGGCGAGGGAGGCGCUUUUGGAGGCACGGGAGUCCAUCGUGGCCGCGGGCCAGGAUUCGGCGGCGGCGGCGGCUUAUUACGACGAGGCGUUCGUGCACGUGAGCGCGGCAGCCGAGUACCCGGCGGUGUGCCGCACGCUCUUCAGGAGGAAGCGAGUGGCGUACCCCGUGGAGCUGGCCAAGAGGGAGCAAGGCCUGGAACGCCUCUGCACCGUCGCCAUCGACAUCAUCACGCUCCUCCUCGCCGCCUAGGCCUAGCUAGCUAAUGGCGACUGCUCAAGGAGCGAGCCAGGAUCCAUAUGUUGUACUUCUUCGAUCUCAUUAGUUCAGUCCAUCCAUCGAUAUGCAUGCAUAUUGUACUAUGAAUCAGCAUCACACCACGUUUCGCUAUGCAAUAUGCACUGCCACAUUACUACGGAUAAAAAUGCACGAGGGCUUAUUGUUAAGCAAUCGUAAUUUGAUUGAUAA